Messenger RNA from Schistosoma turkestanicum, 933 nucleotides. The record is from the annotation of a GenBank genome assembly. Lineage: Eukaryota; Metazoa; Platyhelminthes; Trematoda; Strigeidida; Schistosomatidae.
AUGAUGAAAUUGUCCAAGUACACCAUGAAACGUAACAAAUCAUCAAUCAAAUCAUUACGUAAUUUAAAAAUUAUCAUUAGUUUCUUCUUAUAUUUUUGUUCAAUUAAUUCAUCAAAAUGUUUUGCUGAUUAUCAAAUGAAUUCAAACAGAAAUCAAUUAUCAUCAGAAAUUAGCUCAAAGAUGAAUACAGCUAAGAACUAUGAUCAUUUAUCAAAUAAUUUUCAUGAAUAUACCGAUUAUUAUACAAAUACAAAACAUGAUUCACUCAUAGAUAAUCAUCAUUUAAUGCUGUCUUCAUUGAAUGAUGUACUAUCUUCAUCUCCAUUAUUAUCACCUUCAGCUUCUUCUUCUUCUUCUUCAUCUUCUGCAUUGUCGUCACCUGCGUCAUCAUCUUCGAUGUCUGCGCCAUCACAUGGUGAAAUAGAAUCACAUCGUUGUGAACCGAUUACAUUAGUAUUAUGUAAAGGGAUGUAUUAUGAGUAUACACGACUACCGAAUAUGUUUCAUCAUGAAACACAAGAAGAAGCUGGUUUAGAAGCUCAUCAAUUAUAUCCAUUAGUUCAAAUUAAUUGUUCCAAAGAUUUACGAUUUUUAUUAUGUUCAAUUUACACACCAAUUUGUAUUAAAGGUUAUCCACAUUUUCUACCACCAUGUCGUUCAGUCUGUGAACGUGUUAAAGCCGGUUGUUCACCAAUUAUGGAACAUUAUGAAUUUCCAUGGCCAGAACGUAUGAAUUGUGAACAAUUUCCCGAAUAUAAUAAUCCUCAAGGUAUUUUAUGCAUGGAACGUAAUUUAACUCAAGAAGAACAAUUAGAACUUCAAUCAUUAAACAACAAUGUUAAAAAUCAUGUACCAUUGAAAUCAACCAAUCAAAUGUCAGUUGGUCAUUUCGAUGAAUCAUCAGCUAAAGGCUUACAAAUCAUCACUGAUUGA